Lindgomyces ingoldianus is the source of this 2531-nucleotide messenger RNA. RefSeq lists its product as uncharacterized. Gene Ontology annotation, biological process: meiotic chromosome segregation. The transcript is spliced from 5 exons. The record is from RefSeq and is a predicted model, not a curated record. Gene Ontology annotation, cellular component: nucleus; chromosome, centromeric region. Bases 44 to 2257 code for a protein of 737 amino acids. Lineage: Eukaryota; Fungi; Ascomycota; Dothideomycetes; Pleosporales; Lindgomycetaceae.
CUUCGACACACUAUAUUUACCUUUGCAUACCUACGCUGCGCCUAUGGCGCGCCUGAACGAGCCGCCUGUUGCGCCUGGGCCGUCGGCAGAGACUGUUGAUGCUGUAAAACGAAGAUUUCUGCGGCAGAAUCGCGACCUUGCAAAGACAAACUCGCAACAAUCCAUCCGCAUCCGCAACCUCGAGACGGAAGGCUCGCGCCUCCUCGCCGAAAACCUUUCACUGCGGGAACAAGUUCUGCAGCUGCAGAAUGCACUCGAAUCACAGUCGAACCGCCCUUCGUUCGAGAAUAUCGAUUCCGUCAAGGACAAACUCGAGGCCAAGAUUCAAGAGCUGGGAAGCUUGGUUGCUGAGCUGGGACAAAUCCAGAAGGCAAACACUGGACCACGAUGCAAGAGCCAGACUGCCGCCACCAGGCGAAGUCCGGAUGAGAGGCAGUGGAGGAGUGGGCUUGGCUUACAGGAGGUCGAGAACAGCAUGCUGCCUACCAUUACGGAAGGCAAAUACUACCCGAGGAGGACGAUGAACACGGACGAACUUCGAGAAAUUCUGGAGGAUCCGGAUAGCCACUCACCUGACUUGGGCCCUCCACCUGUCUCCCGAUUCGAAGACGAAGGGUCAAUUGCAUUCAAUCCUAGCCCCACCCUCGAAGAGACUCCAGCAGAGCCUGCUGAGGAAUUGGAGCCUGCUUUGUCUAGCAAUCUUGAAACCCGGAAGAAACGGCGAGAGAGCAACCCAAAGAUUAGCAUUCGACGCGUGUCCGUCUUCCAAUCCCCACCUGAGAACUCGGAAGAAGGAACCAACAAGGCUGUGAGAGCUGGUGCCAAGCGUAAAUUGAGUGUUCGAGAGGAUGAAGAGAAACCGAAUGCUGCGGGGGAUUCUCAGGCAGAGGCCUUCCGAUUUAGUCGCAGGAAUACUCCUGGUACUAUUGGUGACAACGCAUUGAUUCGGAAUACUCGCUCGCAGUCUCCCGAGCGUCUAGUCCUUGGAAGCAAACCCGUGAAUACCGAUCCUGUCCUCUCUCCAAAGAAGCAGCGGUCCGGCCUUGACAAGCCCGACAAGAAAGCGCUACCUAAUGCCAGGUCCACUCGCGGUCGGCUCACAAUAACCCGAAAUCAUCUCCCACCAGCACUUCCAUUACUUCAAGUUCCCCCUGAACCAAUCCCGACCACCGAAAUCCACCUAGACUCUCUCCCUCCCAAAACCCCUGCUGCAGAGGAUAUAUUCUCCCCACCAUCGGCCGAGCCUUCGACCACGAGGCCAGAAUCGAAAGAUACGCCCCCUCCUGGAGAUCUCACAUCAGGCGAUCAAAAUGGGCUAGGAGGACGACCAUCACGAAGAGCCCGAGCACAAGUCAGCUACAAGGAGCCCAGUUUGAAUACUAAGAUGAGGCGUCCGGGCAAAGAGCUUGUAGAUGCAGUCUAUCUGCACCAUGGAGGGAGGUCUAGUACGGAGCCGGCUUCUUCAACAUCGGCAGUCAAACAUGAAUCCGGCGAAGGCCCCGAGUCGUGGAAAGCUCUGACAUCCGCAAAUGGACGAGGUAGGGAUGAUGAGGGCGAAGUAGGAAGCCCACUGCGAGAAAAGCUGGGUAGGAGGGAGGGAGGCCAGGGCAUGGAAACUGGAGACUUUCCUGAGCAGCCACGGUUGAAUUCUUCGGCCGCCUCGAAUGCGAUAUCCGCCCUCAUUGCCGGAUCCGGGGCUUCCAGAAGGAAAUCCCAAGCUCCCUCGACGGCUCAAAUUGUGUCCAAUUUUACUAAUGUCCCAGUUGAACCGGUAGUGAGGUCCCUUCCAUCCGCAAUGAAACAAACAAACCCUGUUAAGGAGGACAAAGACGAUCUCGCCAUCUUCGAUUUCAAAGACUCCUCUCCCAGCGACCCACCAGCAAACACACGACCGAGAAUCGACCUAGCGAAGCCGGCGAGAAGUGCUAGAAGGCAUAGCUCAGUCCCCACAUCCUCCACGCCCGAGGAGCGAAAAGCUGAGAUUAGAGGAAAAGCCAGCGCCGGAUCUUUACCCUCUCUGCACACUAGGGCAGGUAGCGGAUCAGGUACGCGUAGCGUCAGUUUCUCGGGUCCGGGCCCAUCGAAUACUGCUACGAAUACUGCCAGGUUCGCGACCAGGGAGAAGAAAACUGCCGUUUUGCCAACAAGCGAGAGCAAUCUUGAUUUGAAAGUGACGGUGGGAGAGUCUGGUGUCGGUAAUACAGGCAGUUUGAGGGCCGAGAGGGCGGCUAGUAGGAGGAAGAGUAUGAUGUUGUGACUGUUGUGAUCGAUAUGCAAGAUUUUGCUGUCUUUACUAGAUGAUUGAAAUGUUUAUGUGGGUGUCGACCUUCUGGUAUUCUUUGGGAGCGGGUGGUGUGGCGUUUAUAUGGGGGAGGGAGUUGAGUCUUGUUUCAUUGCGGGGCGUCUUGGAGAUUUACGGUUCUUAGAUCAGAUCAGAUCAGAUCGGGCUAGGCGUAGGACUGCUCUUCCUGUCCAUAGAUCUUGAUGGACAGGGCUGAGUUUAGUGGUGAGAUGCGAUGAUUGUCAAUUGU